CCCGACUUUUGGCUCCAAAACUAUCCAAAUUGGCGCUCCAUAUAUUUCCAUAAUUGCAGCGAGGAAAUGCGUUGAUUUUCUCCGCCCUCAAAGAGAGCAAAAAUGUCGAGGUUCAUUCAUAUAGCAGACGCCAUGGCUUCACUGAACCAAAAAGUCAAUCUCAUUGGCGUCGUCACCGAGAGUGGCAUUCAAAGGAAGUCUAAAGGAACUGAUUAUUAUGUUUCAAUCAGAAUCGUUGAUGAAUCGCGGCCGAGUCCUGCGCUUCCAGUUAAUUUUUUCACGGAGACAAUGGACAAGCUGCCUCAAGGGAUAACAGAGGGAGAUAUCAUUCUGCUUUCUAAAGUUCUGAUGAAAAUUCAUGGACCUGAUGUUUAUGCUUGUUUCAACAAGAAGUACUCAUCAUUUGCUUUAUAUGAAGGAAAAAACAGUACAAGCUUUGAGCCUUACCAAUGUUCUGAUAAAUUUUGUCCAAUAGAGCAAGUUAAUAAGAAAAUUAUAUUGGACCUGCGAAAGUGGUUGUUGGCUGGUCACCAAAUUGAUGCUGGGUUAACUGACUUACUACAAUUGGAAGAGUUGAAGGAAGGUGUCGGCUUCAGUUUGGUUUGUAAGGUUCUUCAUGUGUGUGAAACUGAAGGAGACCACUGGAUGCUCUUUGUGUGGGAUGGUACUGACACUCCCCCAGUUGCAAUCAAAUCCAACCUAGAAGAUGAAAAGGAAAAUCCGCUUCCUUUACAGUUGGAACCUAUUCCUUUAUCAAGAGAUGUUUUAUGUACAUUCCCACCUGUUGGAACUGUUUUAAGAGUGACUGUUGAUUCUGGUGAUGUAAAGCUUGGCCUCAACUGCAUUAAAACGGGUCGAUGGGUGAAGCUCAUAGGCUUGAAAUGUGAAGUUCGCUCAUCACUGUGGUGUGCUGUUCUAAAGUCAUUUACAAAAUUGUGUUACUUGUCUGAUGACAAUGACCUCGUAUUCAAGCACGAAAGGAGUUACAAUGGCCGUUUUUCAUCAAGACGGGGACAUAAGGUUUUUACAUGUUUUCCUUGCCAUUCUGGCUUGACAGAGACUUCAUGUUCUCGGAAAGUGCCCUUCAUCACUCUGAUGAAUGUUCUAACCUAUCCAGAGGUGACAUAUAAGUAUCGAUGUGUAGUUCGAGUAGUAGCAACAGUACCUUGGCGAGUUUCAGACUUCCGUUCUCCUUCAAAAGUCUACAAGAUCAGGUUGACACUAGAGGAUCCAACUGCCAGAAUCCGCGCUUUUCUAUAUAAAGAUGAUGCGGAAGAGUUUUUUGCUCGUUUCCCAUCGCCUGAUGAUGUAUUAACAAGAGAGUGGAAUGCGUUGCUUGGAAUUCCCAACACUGAUGAUUGUAGUGAAGUAGGUGAUGCUUCCAGUUCCAGACACCCGCCAUGGAUUGAUUGCUGCUUGAAAUCUUAUUACAUUGACAAAAAUGAUGUUUGGGGAAGUAGGUACUAUCAGAUCUUUUCAACAACUCUCGUAGGACGGCCACAAGCAGGUCAGUAACUGUGAAUUCUGCAUAAUCUGUAAUCUUUUUGGCACUACAUCCGUAAAUAUGGUUAGACAGAAGCA
Ipomoea nil (Japanese morning glory) is the source of this 1581-nucleotide messenger RNA. RefSeq names its product protection of telomeres protein 1a-like. The record is from RefSeq and is a predicted model, not a curated record. The transcript has 10 exons. Gene Ontology annotation, cellular component: chromosome, telomeric region; nuclear telomere cap complex. Gene Ontology annotation, molecular function: telomerase inhibitor activity; G-rich strand telomeric DNA binding. Bases 103 to 1515 code for a protein of 470 amino acids. Lineage: Eukaryota; Viridiplantae; Streptophyta; Magnoliopsida; Solanales; Convolvulaceae. Gene Ontology annotation, biological process: regulation of telomere maintenance via telomerase; telomere capping.